Messenger RNA from Rhodotorula toruloides NP11, 840 nucleotides. RefSeq lists its product as uncharacterized. NCBI's taxonomy places the organism in Eukaryota, Fungi, Basidiomycota, Microbotryomycetes, Sporidiobolales, Sporidiobolaceae. The record is from RefSeq and is a predicted model, not a curated record. Bases 1 to 840 code for a protein of 279 amino acids. The transcript is spliced from 3 exons.
AUGGCUGAGGACGACACCCCUUCGACGCCUCGCGCCAGUCGCUCGCCAGCCCGCGAACACCCCUCCUCCCCUUCUCUUACUCACCACCCUCUGCGCCUCCACAGCCCGUCCGGACCGCUCAUGCCUGUCGUCGGACGCAAGACAGGCCUCGAGGGGUUUCUGCCGGAGAGCAAGAAUUUGGCGGGCGGGGAGGAGGAGAAGGAGAGGGAGGAGAUGGUUGACGAGGAGGACGAUGGGGAGGAGGGAGGUGCCCAGGAAGAGGGGAAGAAUGUGGAGAAAGAAGGUUUGACGUCGAAAGUCGCCUCCCUCUCGCUUGCGCCCAAAUCCGCCUCCCCUUCGUCAUCCGAGAGCGACCCCUCCCCCGUUCCUCCGAUCGACCUCGCCUCGCUCGUCGCCAGCGUCGACCCAGCCAUCAAAGAACUCCCCCUUCCCUCGCCGCCUCCGCCCGGCGCUUACAUCUUCCCAGACAGUCAUGGCAGGGCGUCGUUCUCGUCCGACAUGGAGAGUCCGUCGCCUGCUCAUGCGAGUGAGGUGCUGCAGGGCGUGGAGGCGGGUGCGAGUGGGAGGAGGGAGGAGCAGAAGCAUGCUGUGGGCGCCAAGUCGGGAGCGGCGAGCGAGACUUCCGACCCAAAGCCACAGCCCAUCCUGCUCCUCCCCUCCGCCCUCUUCGCCGCCUCGAACUGCCCCAUCUGCCGUCGCCCGCUCCAAGCCUUCACCGCGAAAACGACCUCAGCAGCGACGAUCAGCGGAGAACAGGCGAAAGAGGCGGUUCUCCGUCAUUGGGGCUGUUUGAGGAUCCAGGUCGAGGAGGGGAAGAUGGGCGUCGGAAUGGGGACGUGA